Molecule: messenger RNA, 1426 nt
Organism: Habropoda laboriosa
Lineage: Eukaryota; Metazoa; Arthropoda; Insecta; Hymenoptera; Apidae
Gene: mTerf5
Exons: 6
Coding region: 26-1426 (466 amino acids)
Source: RefSeq, a predicted model, not a curated record
UCGAAACUGUACAAUAUUGCAGAAUAUGGGUGUAAAUUUAGAACAUAUAGAAUAUUUGGCAUGUUGUUUAAGUCUUCAGCCUAUAAUUAUAAAAAACAGAAUUGCUAUACUUAAGGAAAUGGGUGUCAAAUCCAUAGGUUUACAGCAUAUCUUUGGGUUUUCAAAUAGAAUGCGGAAAUCAUUAAAAUGUUUCAAAAGAAGUCAUAAUAUUCCAGUGAAUCAGAAUAUCAUGCAAAACUUACUUAAUUAUAUGGGUAUAACAAACAGUAAGGACAUUCAAAAUUUCACAGAAUUUAAUCCCAAUAUACGAACAGGUGAUUACUAUCAAACAUGUAUGCUAUAUUAUAAAACAAUUUACUUAAAUCUACAUGAUCCAUUAUUCUAUAAAAAUAGAAAGAUGAAAUAUCAAAGUAUCACAGAAAUAUCUAAAUUAGUACAUAUACUAAAAACUGAAUGCAAAUUUGAUAAUGAAUUUCUAAAAGAGCAUCCAUAUCUUCUGAAUCUGGAUGCAGCUAAUGUUGAGGAGUUUCUUACUGAACUCAAAGGUUUAAAUAUAAAUGGCAAUAAUGUAAAUAAUUUUGUAAAAAAAUUUCCACGUAUUUUAUUUUGUAAAGCUGAUAAAGCAAAAGAAUUAUUAGAGCUUUAUAAUCUGUUGGGGAUACCUUCUCAAGCACUUUCUUCUUAUGCAUGUGCUCUCAAAAUGGACAAAGAAAUAUUUCUUGAAAGAUUCAUGAAUAUUGGAAAUAGCAAUGAGUUAGGUGUAUGGUUGCAACAUCGACGUAUACUGCCUAUGAUUUAUUACUAUAAAACAGUGAUGAAUCGCGUAAACUACCUUAGGCCCUUAAAUUGUUUGUAUAAUGCGAAUAUUCAAACACUUUUAUCGGAUAAAACGUAUUUCUUAAGGUUUGUGGAGGGCGAUAUUUUUUAUACAGCUGUAAAAAAACAUUUAGUGUAUAUAUUGCGUAAAGAAUUAGGAGAAGACAAGACUUAUGUAAUAUAUUCUAUUAUGAGGCAUCCUUAUUGGAAACAUGUUUCGCUGGUACACAUCGAUAAAAUGUUACGGCGUUUGAAGAAAUAUUAUUCGGCAGACGAUAUAUGUAAAAAUAUUCAUAUUAUUCUUUAUCCAAGGUCUAAAGUUGCUAGUGUUUUGAAUUCAUUACGUCGAGAAUAUUCUCCAAAAAAUGGUUAUAAUUUUACUUCUACACAAUAUUUGGCAUUAUGCUUGUACAUAUUAGAAAGAAAGUAUCACUUUAGUGGAGAUGCAGUUUGGCAAACGGUGUCGACAGAUACGUCAAAUGUCGGUCCGAAUGUCUUCAAAGAUAUAUGUAAGAAUGAAUCUGAUAAUCUUGUUGAAUAUAUAUGUAAAAACGAUAACAUAUUGUUUAAUGUAAGUGGAGUGGCGUGGCUUGAAUAUUUGCUUCGAUAG